Bradysia coprophila is the source of this 1107-nucleotide messenger RNA. RefSeq lists its product as uncharacterized. NCBI's taxonomy places the organism in Eukaryota, Metazoa, Arthropoda, Insecta, Diptera, Sciaridae. The record is from RefSeq and is a predicted model, not a curated record.
CCGUAAUUUAAGCAGUCACAGACGACCGAAACGACAGUUGAGCAAAAAUUUAUUUAUUCCGAAUUUGGAUGAUCAAUUCGACAUUUUCCAAUCAUUCGGCGAUGUAGACAAUGAAAAAGAGUUUAGUCCAGCAGAUGGUGAUGAAGUAACCAGAACUUCACCUAAUAGUCGUCUCACUUCUAACAUUCCGCUUGAUUUUGAACCGAUGUUCUUAGACCGAGAUUCCCAAUCUAUACCCAAAGAAUCGACGCAUAUUCCAAGUGUAAAACUUCCAUCCCGUCAAUACAGAAUCGAUCCACUUCGGAAAUCUAAGCCAGUAAGGUACAGUGAAUUAGAUGGACCUAAAACGCAUGAUGAUGAUGAAGGAAUGUCUGAUUUCCCUCACCGUGAAAGACCGAACAAAUUCAUUCCCAUCACUAACCAUCAACGUGGCCGCGGCCACAAUCAUCCAGUUGACCGUCAUCAUCAUCCAAGUGGUUCGUUACCCCAUUUUCAUCAUCGCGAACACAUUGACAAAUGUACUGUUCGUCCAAUCCAAACGCCCAAUCCAUCCCCGAAAGACUGUAAACAAACUGACAUCUCGAAGCUCUUGUCCCGAAUACAAGCCGAUUACUUUGCCUGUUGUGACGAUUGUCGCCGGAAGAUGGUCAGAAAAUAUGCAACUGAUGGAUGUAGUGUGUGUUCAAAGUCUCCAGAUCCAAUAGUUAUGCCGGACGUUCCAUGCGAGAAGGAAAUUUUAUCACCAAAAUGCGCCUGCGAUCACAAUAAGAAUAUUCUCGAAAAUCUAAAGAAAAUCUCUGAAAAACUGUGUGAACUAUCUGCGGCUCGGUCAGCAAAAAUUCGAAGGGAAAAAGAAAAGAAAAACGGAAGCGAUGUGAAGAAGGACUUGCUGCAGCAAUUGAAUAAAAUUUAUGAAAAGUUGAGCAGCCUCAAAAGUACGGAUGAAAUUGAAAAUUCUUGUCCGAAACAGGGGAGUGAUUGUGCGUGUAGCAAAUGUACCGAAGGAUCUAAUAAACCGUCCGUUAAUAAGAUGAAAAAUUAGGUCGGUUAGGUCCAGUCAAAAAUUUCGUUUAAUUUGUUUUUGUUGUGAAUUUGGAAAUAAAAUUG